Molecule: messenger RNA, 5395 nt
Organism: Schistosoma intercalatum
Lineage: Eukaryota; Metazoa; Platyhelminthes; Trematoda; Strigeidida; Schistosomatidae
Source: the annotation of a GenBank genome assembly
GAUUACCGUGCAUUUGCCAAGGUCGUUUGGUUGUGGCGUUUCGAGUAUAUCCAAUGGAUAUGCUUUAACGUCUUACGGGGGUUGUCUAGCUGCUCAGUAAAUGAACUCCUCCAGUGAUGGAUUUUGAUGAAUUUCGCUGAUCGAGUAUGAAUACCCAAGCGGAUCUUUGCGCCGACUGUAGUACAUCGUCCCCAAAAUGGGCGUCUGUCAAUAGAGGUGUACUCUUAUGUGAUGAAUGUAGUUCCAUUCACCGACAGCUAGGAAGACAUAUAAGCCAGGUUAAACAUCUUGAGAAGUCACGCUGGAGGCCGUCACAACUUUCUAUGGUACGCUAUUUGGCGUCUGCUGGUGCAAAUGGGUAUUGGGAACAUGUACUGUACGAACCUAUGCUUGCUGGAUUAAAUUCAGAUAAUCGAUCCAGCAAAGCCUUUCAUCCUCAUAAAAAACCUUUACCUACUGACCCAGUGCAUCCAACCAAAGCUGAUUUUAUACGUGAGAAGUAUUUGUUUUUGGGAUUUUUUAAGAAACCACGAAACGUUAACCAUGAUGAUUUAAACCAGCAACUCCAUGCUAGUGUAAGGACAGGAGUUUUAGAGACUAGUCUGUAUUUACUUGCUUUGGGUGCAAAUCCAAAUUUUCUUCAUCCAAUCAAAGGCACAGCUCCUAUUCAUGUUGCAUGUCAAUAUGGUCAAAUUGGUCAGGUAGAAUUGCUGUUAGCUUAUGGGGCAGAUGUUUGUAUUCGUGAUUCAUCUGGAAAAACUGUAAUUGAUUUAGCAUUAGACAAAGCAUUAGCAUUAAAUGAAUCGAUUAUUUCUAAAGAAAAGAUGGCAACAAUGUCAAAUGAAGAGAGGUUACAAUCUGCUUGGUCUUCUAUGGUUGAUGUAUUAGUUUCAGCGUAUUAUGAUUUGACAGAUAGUUUAGCUUAUUUUCUUACACGCCAUGUACCUGAUCAUAAAGCAGCUGUUUUUGGUGGAAUCAAUAAAAAUACAAAUCAUAGUAAUGAACUAUCAGUGAAUAAUAAUAACGGUGAAAUAAUAACAAAUGGUCAUUUCUUAAUUUCAACUUCAUUAAUACAUGAAUCGAAUGGUAUAUCAUUGGCACCGAAAUCAACGAAUUUAAAAUUGACUAAUUCCUCUGGACAUACUAUUACUUCUACUGCUACCUCAAAUGUUGAACAAGCAGAUGACCAAGAAGAUUGGAUCAUUAAAGCUAGAGGAAGAUUAAAUAACCUAUCUAAUAAUGCAUUUAUUGAUUUAUGUAUUGAUGUAUAUGAUGAAGCAGAUCGUCGUUUAACAAAUUCAUUUCUUGAAAAUCUGGAUACAUUUAAUAAUCAGAAAUAUUUAAAUAACUAUUCAGUAUUCAAUGGUUCUAAUGUUAGCAAGACUGAUGCAGACGACAACAACGACAACAAUAACAACAACGCCAGCACAAAGAAUGAACUACAUAAUAGUGUAGUUAAAGAGGCCAAACCUGACUCUAGACCAUCUUUACAUAAGACAACAACACUACGUCAAACAUCUGCAAUUACUAAUUUAACGCUAUUUUUUCUACCUCCAAAUACAACUUAUUCAUCAGUACGUAAUCAAGCACGUCAAAAAUUAGGUCGACUAUCUACCAUUGAAUUUCAUACUUUAACAUUAGAUGUUCUCACUGAAGCAUCGAUACGUUUAUUGCCAUUAUUUUUACCAUUGACCAAUGUAAUAAAUCCGACUAGUACAGCUGUUACUGCUCCAGCUACAACGACUGUUGAAAUGUCUUUCAAAAAAUCACGAAAAACACACCAUUCAUAUACAGACUAUUUUAAUACAGAUAAACGACAACAAUUGAAUGAAUUUAUUGUUGCGCGUCGUAAUGGUCCUUUACCAUCGUUACCAUCACCUAAGACAAAAGAUAAUCAUAUAGAUGAUGUUGGACGUUUACAUAGUACUAAUAAUAGUGAUGGUAGUAGUAGUCCAUGUGAUAAUUUAAAUAAACAAUUGAAUAAUGAAUGUAAUGAUAUUUUAAAAGAAACAUUGAUUUCAGAGAAUUUACCAAAUCAUGAAAAUUUACGAUUAGAAAUGUCAUCCUCAUCAUCACCACCGGUGAAUGCAAAAAGUGAAAUUUUAUUGGAGAAAUUCGUUCGUUCUCGUGAUGACCCUGUAUAUGAUCAGGUGGCUGGUGAAGGUGAUUUAAAUGAGAAUGCGUUGUCCAAUAUACAAACAGUUACAUCUAAUCAUAAUAUACUUUCUGUGGAUAUUGAAGAAAGCAGUUUAAAUAAUCAACAAAAUAUAACAGAAAAUUCAUCAUUUAAGCAUAGUAAUGCUUCAUUAACAGCUCCAUUAUCACCAUCCACUGGAAGAGUAGAGUCUAGUCAUCAUACCCAACAAAUAAGUGGUGGCAAUGAUGAAUUAAAUUCAAUAGGACCAAUACCUCCAAUUACAAGUCGUCCAGGUCCAUUGCCUGGAUCACGUAGGCUACAUUUAUCACAUACUGGUCGUAUAGCUCAGCAUAGAGCUAGUGUACCAACGGCUGGUACUAUCACUACUAAUUCCGAUGUUACUGGUUGUGGUAGUAAUCCUCUCUCUCUAUCCGAGUCAACAAGUAGUAUCGUAAAAUCAUCUGAUUCACCAAAAAAUCUCACAGAACAUUCGUUAAUUAAUUCUCUGAGUGCUGAAAAUUCUAACGAUAUUCAAGAUCGUUUACUUCAGUCUCAUGCACAUCAUCAUCGUCAUCCAGAAUCUUGUUGUGUAGCUGCUCGUAAUGAAGUGGAACGUUUACACAAAGAGAAUAUUGAAUUAAAAGUACAAUUGUCUGAUUUACAAAAUAGUAAAGAUAUUGUAGAACAACGUUUAGAAGAUUUGGAAGGACGUAUAAUUCAACUAGAUUCUAUUGUUCAAGUUUUAAAAGAGGAGAAACUAUCACCAUGGAGUAUAUUUUGUGAGAUUUCAUUGAAACUAUUGAUAUAUUUAUUUGGUUUAUUCAUAACGAUGGUUUCUGCCUUAUUAGCGGCUUUUUCAGCUGGUAUGGUUAUGGUUCAUAAUCCAUUAAAAAUCAGCUGUGAUUCAGAUGGUCAACAACUGACCAGCGAAACACCAAUCACAACAACGACAACAACAUCAGUUGGAGUGUAUUCAUCUAAUUUGAAAGCUAGCAAAGUUAGUGAAACACCUUCAACACAUUAUCACUGGGACUAUGAAAAAGACGAAGAAGAUGGAAGUAGAGUGUAUGGUGAAGAAAUAACGGAUAAUGGUGAAGAACAUGAUGAUGAUGAAGUUGGUGAAGUGGAUGCUGAACGAUAUAAAGAUGAUGACUCUGAAUAUGAUAUGGAACGAGUUAUUGUCGCUGGUGGCAGUAACGAUAAAUCUAGUAAUGAAGGUAAUUACGCAAUAGGUUCACAUUGUCUAGAUUCUGGUGUACUACUUAGACAAGGUAUUAUUCUACGUGGAAGCAGAGGUGGAUCACCAGCAUCUGUAACUGGUGGUGGUGGUGUAACGCAUCAAACAGGUUUCGGUCAUUCUCAUCCUUCUAUAUCUCAAACGAAUUUUAUAACGCCAUCAUUUCGUGGUCUUGUAAAAAGUAAUAAAUUACACAGUAGAAAUAAUGAAGAACUAAAGCAAUCAUUUGUGUUCACUUCAACUAGUCAAAAUGUUGUCUCAUCUGCACCCCAAAAUAUUCCAACUUAUGUUAAUACUCCACAUCUUAUUCAGCAUCCUUUGUCCAACUCAAAACCCACCUUAGUAUCGGGUACUUCAAUCACACUUGCUGAUGCUUUAAAUCCUGAUAUACCAGAUGAUUAUACUGCACCUAAUGCUACUGGUUCCCCUUCUCCAGCACCAAUACCGAUCAGUCAAAAUCUAGCGAAUCAGUUGUGUAGUCGUGUUACAACAACCAGUCCAAAUAUGAAUAUUUCUAGUAGUCAUCAUCAUCGUCAUCAUCAUCACCAUCAGGGAAAAUCAUCACGUCUACUGAAUUCACAUUUGAACAAGCCAACAAUGAUUGAUAGUAAAAAGCCGUUACAUCAUUCAGAAGUUUUAGUAUCUAUAAGUAAGUCGUCUCCAGACUACGAUAACGCUUCUCGUUCAUCCUCAUUAAUACACUCAUCCAAUGAAUCGUUUCAUCAAAUCGAUAAACAUUCUAGAUCAGGUGGUGGUAGUGUUGUCGUUGGGGUUAAUGGAGAUCAAGUUUGGAAAGCUCCAAGUUCAGAACGAGUUGUCCGAUGCGUUGAAACAAUUAUUAUGCGUAUUCGAAGUUUGGUAGAGAUUGCUAAUGGUGAUCGUCAUGGUAACAAUAGUGCUCAUUGUUCUCGUUUAAUUCAGUUAGCUGUCAAAGAUUUAUUAAAUUUAUUCCCUUCUGAUGAAUCUCAUCCAGUGGAAGUGAAAAAUGCAUUAAAUAAUCUUGCCACAGAAUCAGAAAAUUUACGAAAAGAUUGUGAACAAAUCACCGCUUCGUCUUCCUUCACAUCACCUUCUUCUUCUUCCGGUAUUGUUGGAUCUGUCAGUCAUAGUGGUCGAUCAGUUCCACCAGAGAUCACUAUUCUAAUACGUCAUGCUCAUCAGAUUGCUAGAGCUGCAAAAGAUUUACUAUCGCUUUUUCAACGAUCUGAUCAAUGAAUUUUCAUUAUGUUAGAAUGAGACUAUUAGUGUUCAUUUUACAUAAUAGCAAUGGUAAUCAUAAUAAUAAUUAACUGUUAUUAUCACUACGGUUAUGCAAUUCCUAAUUGAGUUUAUUUUCUUUAUGAUGAUCACAAUGUCAAAAAAGAGAAACAAAAAGAAAUGAAACGGAGAAAACAAUUUUCGAAUUUGUAUUCGCGCCAGUCUUGUGACUAAAAGUUUCAGCAAUUCUGAUUGUUUAUUAUGAUCUAGUCAUUUAUCCCUUUUGUAUUAUCGUAAUGUCAUUGCUAUAAAUUAACAACAACCAAACUUUUAUGACUUAUUUACUGUUACCAUUGUCUUUUUCUUUGUUUUUUUCUUUUUCGUUCAUAUUGUACUUUGUUUAUUUCAAUCAUUUCAUGUUUAUUUGGUUUUUUUAAUAGGGUGCAAUCCAUUUUAUUUUGUCUUAUUUAUUUUUAAAUGAACUUUGUGCAUAAUUUUUUUUCUUUGUGAACACUGUGUUCUUUUUAUCAAUGAAUGUUUGACCAGUGUGUGUGUGUGACAGAUAUAACUAUGUGCUUCUUCUUGUUCAUUUUUAUGGAUUAGGGAUAAAAGUUGUUCUUUUGGGUGGGUGGGUGGUGGGUAAUCAUAAUGAUGAAAAAAAUUGUCCUACUCAAAUACGUUGACAUUAUUUUUCUUUAUCCUCAUUAUUUGUGUAGAUAUAUUAAAGAAAUAUGUGUUAAGGUGUGUUUUGUAUUUAUCUCUGUCAUACUGUAUUACUUUGAACUGUGACAACUCUGUUGAAUAUAUAUAAACAUAUAUUGAUA